This is a messenger RNA of Cyphellophora europaea CBS 101466, 1671 nucleotides long. RefSeq lists its product as uncharacterized. The transcript is spliced from 7 exons. Gene Ontology annotation, biological process: transmembrane transport. The record is from RefSeq and is a predicted model, not a curated record. Gene Ontology annotation, molecular function: transmembrane transporter activity. NCBI's taxonomy places the organism in Eukaryota, Fungi, Ascomycota, Eurotiomycetes, Chaetothyriales, Cyphellophoraceae. Bases 1 to 1671 code for a protein of 556 amino acids.
AUGGGGCUGGGCGUGUUGGACGACAAGCACCUUGAGCAUGUGCCGGGGACGGCGUUACUGGCCGAUAUGAUCGAUGCCCGGCAGCACCGCUAUCACGGCCGUGACACAUCUCGAUUGAAGCACGCCAAGGGCAGGAAUAGUGACAUCGUGCUGGUUCCUCAGCCAAGCGAAUCGCCUCGAGACCCCCUGAACUGGCCGACGUGGAAGAAAGAUCUGAUGCUUCUUAUCAUCAGCAUCGACACUGCAGUCGUGGCAGGUGCCUGGGGUCCGAUGAUUACACCAGGUUUCGCCGAGAUGGCCGUCCAAUUCGAUAUGUCGUACAACGACCUCAACGCCGGCCUUGGUUGGGCCAUCUUCGCGAUAGGAAUCUCCUGCUUUAUCACGAACGGUCUUUCCGUCAAGUUUGGCCGACGUCCGGUGAUCAUUGGAGGCAACCUCUUUCUGUUUGUUUCGAGCGUCUGGGCUUAUUUUGCCCACUCGUAUCAUUCGCUGCUUGCCAGCAGAAUCUUUGGUGCCAUCGGUAUGAGCCCAUUCGAGGUUCUUGUCACUGCUAUCAUUGGCGAUCUCUAUUUCGUCCAUGAGCGCGGACUUCGUCUGGCCUUUUGGGGCUUGUGUCUGAGUAUUGGGGUUGGAGGAGGAAGCUGUAUAUCCGGCUAUAUCAUUGAGGACCUUGGCUGGAACUGGACGUACGGCAUUUGCGCAUGCUUUUACGGAGCAUUCAUCAUCCUCAUAUUCUUCUUCUGUCCUGAAACGGUAUACAAGCGAGACCCGGCGUACAACAUCGACCUUGGCACGACCGAUCACACCGAGGAAAUCCUGGACGCCAAAGGUGCUUCCAUCGAGGAGAACGAGGAUGUCGAGAAGGUCGAAUCCCACACUUCCGUCCGCCAAGUUCCGAUUUAUACCGGUGCAGAUGAGAAGCCUUACACCUGGUUCGAGCAGCUACUGCCAGUCCGUGGCAUUGAGUCAGAUGAGAAUCUGCUGUACAUCAUCUUCCGGCCUUUCGGAAUGCUGCUGUUCCCACAGGUGUUGUAUGGGUUUAUUACAUACGGCUUGUCGACAUCCUGGCUUGUGGUGAUGAUCAGCGUUCUCGCACAGCUUUUCACCGUUCCGCCAUACAACUUCAGUGUCUCACAAGUUGGACUCAUCAGUAUUGCACCAUUGGUAGCCUCAUUGCUUGGCUUUGCGGCCGGUCCGCUCAACGACUGGACGGUGAAGAAGCUGGCCCGAUGGAACAACGGCAUUUACGAGCCCGAGUUUCGACUGUCUCUAAAUGUCUUGACGUUCGUCCUAGGUGUAGUUGGAUUCUUUGGCUUCGGUGGAUGCCUUGAGAAUGAGACUGCUUGGCCUGGGCCAGUCAUCCUGUACGGGCUGAUCUACUUCGCGAUGGCGUUUCUCAACAUCGGUAUAUACGGCUACAUCACCGAAUGCCAUCGAAACAAGGCACCAGAAGCCUUUGCUGCGCUCAACUUGCGCAACAUCUACUCCUUCGGAAUGAACUACUUCAUCUCCUCCUGGAUUACCAAGCAAGGACCGCUGCAGGUAUUCAGCACAAUUGGUGGUCUACAUAUCUUCAUCUGUCUCCUGACCAUUCCGAUGUGGAUUUUCGGCAAGCGAUGCCGCAGUGCGACUGCUCGAUGGACCAUCUUCAAAAAGAUCCAGGACACGUAG